CACGCAAAGUACGUACUCUCAACACAGCGGAACACGUUUGUUUCAGUUUGUUGUCAUAGUGGUGGAAGAUUUAGCAGAGCUGAGCUAAAACUAACAAAAGUCUUCCUAUUCCGUACAGAUAAACUGGAUAGACAGAAAUUUAUGGUGAGAGUUUUAUGCGUUUGUACUUCUUUUUAAUAGCGAUAUUCGUUUUUCUACCGGAGCUCGUCGUAGCUGUGAAGCUAACGUUAGCUUCCAAGGAUUAACAAAAUGGCUGAGCCCAUCAUCAAAUCGAGACAAGCACAAAAAGAAGUGAAUGGAAUCUCAACAGAAGUUGUCUGCACACAGUUCAGUAAUUACAUAUUUGUGGUCCUUACCCAGUACGGCAAAAUCGGGACAUUGAUUUCGGUCACACCUGACUCCCGAUCUAAUGAUAUCAGCACCCCCACCUUCUCCACUAAAGUGCUGCUGGGCAAAGAUGAGCCUUUGACUCAUGUCUGUGCUAAAAACCUGGCCACGUUUGUAUCCCUCGAAGCUGGAAACAGGCCUGUCUUACUGGGAUUGGCCCUGAAGGAUUCCUCCAUAGACACAAUACAAGAAAUCAAAGAGAUCAUCAAAAGUUGUAAAGUGUGGUAGAAAGUCAGAGCCCCAAAAAUAAUGUCGGUAACUAAAAAGACCUGGUGAAAUAACGGUAGAUGCUCCUACCAGUGUCAUAUUUUGUAAAAUGAUAUAAAAUAUUACUUUUUUGUAUUUUGAAAUUCAUUAGCAAGGUUUUGUAUUACUUGGAAUGUUCAGAAAUAAAAUUCUUUAAUGACAAGUUCAAGAUA
Molecule: messenger RNA, 806 nt
Organism: Xiphophorus hellerii (green swordtail)
Lineage: Eukaryota; Metazoa; Chordata; Actinopteri; Cyprinodontiformes; Poeciliidae
Gene: psmg3
Product: proteasome (prosome, macropain) assembly chaperone 3
Exons: 3
Coding region: 250-615 (121 amino acids)
Biological process (GO): proteasome assembly
Source: RefSeq, a predicted model, not a curated record